This is a messenger RNA of Balearica regulorum gibbericeps (East African grey crowned-crane), 2086 nucleotides long. Lineage: Eukaryota; Metazoa; Chordata; Aves; Gruiformes; Gruidae. The record is from RefSeq and is a predicted model, not a curated record.
GGUCCAGCUAGCAUGAUGGCAUACUUGAUUAUUUCAGGUUUUUUCCUUACACGUUUAAGGAGACCAAUUGGCAAGAUGACUAUUAUAGAACAAAAAUAUGAAGGGGAGUACAGAUAUGUCAACUCGCGACUUAUUACAAACAGUGAAGAAAUUGCUUUUUAUAAUGGAAAUGUGAGAGAAAAACAGACUAUUCACAAAACCUUCCGUAAACUGGUGGAACACCUGCAUAAUUUCAUCCUGUUUCGGUUCUCGAUGGGUUUCAUUGAUACUAUCAUUGCCAAAUACCUUGCCACUGUGGUUGGUUACCUGGUUGUUAGUCGUCCAUUUUUGAACCUGUCUGAUCCACGUCAUCAGAAUAGUACUCAUGCAGAACUUUUGGAGGAUUACUACCAAAGUGGAAGAAUGUUGCUGAGAAUGUCUCAAGCUUUGGGUAGAAUAGUCCUAGCAGGCCGUGAAAUGACAAGAUUGGCUGGUUUCACAGCUCGAAUUACAGAAUUAAUGCAGGUUCUGAAGGACUUGAAUAGUGGCAAAUAUCAGCGCACUAUGGUAUCACAAGAAAAAGAUGCAGAUAAAAUGCAAGCUUUGCCUUUGAUACCUGGAUCUGGAGAAAUUAUCAACACUGAUAACCUUAUCAAGUUUGAUCAUGUUCCAUUGGUGACACCUAAUGGAGAUGUUUUGAUUCAAGACCUUAACUUUGAGGUUCGAUCUGGUGCAAAUGUUCUGAUCUGUGGGCCAAAUGGGUGUGGGAAGAGCUCACUCUUUCGUGUUCUUGGUGAGUUGUGGCCUUUGUUUGGUGGGCGUUUAACAAAACCUGUAAGAGGAAAGUUGUUCUAUGUUCCCCAGAGACCAUAUAUGACACUUGGAACACUCAGAGAUCAAGUUAUAUAUCCAGAUACUUUGGAAGAUCAGAGAAAGAAAGGAAUUUCUGAUCAGGUGCUGAAGGAAUACUUGGAUAAUGUCCAGCUGGGUCAAAUCUUGGAACGUGAAGGAGGCUGGGAUAGUGUUCAGGACUGGAUGGAUGUACUCAGCGGGGGAGAAAAACAGAGAAUGGCAAUGGCAAGGCUAUUUUAUCAUAAGCCCCAGUUUGCAAUUCUGGAUGAAUGCACCAGUGCUGUUAGCGUUGACGUAGAAGGCUACAUUUACAGCCACUGCCGAAAGGUUGGCAUCACUCUCUUCACUGUCUCCCACAGAAAGUCACUCUGGAAACAUCAUGAUUUUUACUUGCAUAUGGAUGGCAGAGGAAACUACGAGUUCAAGAAAAUAACUGAAGACACAGUUGAAUUUGGAUCUUAGUCAUGAACUGAACUGCUACAGAGACUGAUUACAGGAAGUGUGUAGAAUGGCAAGCAUUGUACAAUAAAACUACUCAGCUUGUUUUUAAAACAAAUUAACUAGGAUAACCCAAAACAAGCUGUUAAGCGUUUACUAUUAUGUAGGAUACUGCUAAUUGUGUAUAUGUUGGUUUAAUUAUUGAUAUGUACUAAGAAUGUCCUUAUUCUUGUGGUUUAAAAACCUGCCUAAAUUAAAUUGGGCUUAAAUCAGUGUAACCUGAUUCAUCCUGGGAUGCAAACCAUUUGAAAUCAGCUGAUUUGACUUUUGUAGACCUUCUUUCCCUUCAGUGAAAAGCCCUGUUAAAAUUAGGGUUGCUACCUCUCUUGUUUCUGCAAAGCAGUCUUGGAUUUUUGCUCUGUUCUAUGCAUAUUUCUGAGUUAUCUCACAUGGUGCAGGACAUUCUCCCAUCUUCCGGUCUGUGCCCUGUUAACUGAAAGAGCCGUUUCCUUGACCAAGCCUUGUGAUGUAGCCGAUAUGCCCUUGCUGAUAAAGGAUGGACUGAACCUAAAAGACAAAACUAAUUCCUUCUGCUAAAAUAAUUAACCUUGUUCUUUGCUGCAUUUUGGAUUCUGUUUAACAUCUGUCUGUCCACGCAACUCUCUGCUGCUCAGCAAUCCCAUUCUCUCCCAAUUUAGCAAGAGCUUCAUCCAUCCCAAACCCCAGCUGCCCUUUUUCUGUCAGAGAAAUACUAUGGUAAUGAAGCGUUGAGAAGAGGUUGAGGAAGGAAAGGACUGGCAAAAAAAAAAAAAAGGUG